CCGCUCCAACGGAACAAUUGGUUUGGGGUCUCGCUUCUUCGUCUUCUUCUUCCUCUAGGGUUUAUAAACCCCAUCAGUGGAGGCCUUGCUCUCAAUUGGAAAGGUUAAGCAUCUCACCAGAUCUAAAGGACUUCUCUUCGCUCUCUCUUCUUCUCGAUCUACAGGUCUAAGUCAUGCGGAGAUACAGUCCACCUUACUACAGUCCACCAAGGAGAGGUUAUGGAGGCCGACCAAGAAGUCCCCCUCGGAGGGGAUAUGGGAAUGGUUAUGGGAGAGGCAAGGAACAUGGUCAUGGUAGCCUUUUAGUUCGAAAUAUUCCUCUGAACUGCAGACCAGAAGAACUUCGAGCUCCAUUUGAACGAUUUGGACUGGUCAGGGAUGUAUAUAUUCCGAAGGAUUAUUACACAGGGGAACCUCGUGGCUUUGCAUUUGUGGAGUUUGUGGACCCUUAUGAUGCGGCAGAGGCUCAAUAUCAUAUGAAUAGGCAGAUAUUUGCAGGUAGGGAGAUUACUGUGGUUGUUGCUGCAGAAUCAAGGAAGAGACCUGACGACAUGCGCCGGAAAACUAGGGUCAGAGGGCCAUCAGGACAUGGAGGUCGACGAUCUCAUUAUGGACGAUCUCGUUCUCGCUCAGUAUCACGGUCACGUACUCCUCCUUAUCCCUCUGGUUCUCAAAAUCGUCGUCGUUCAAGGUCCUAUUCUCCUGCUCCAAGACGUCGAGCUGAGUACUCAAUUUCGCCAGAUGGAAGGCAUGUGGAGCAUCAAAGAUCACCAAGAGAAUCACUCAAAGAUCGUGAUGCUGACCGUGGCCGCAGGACAUAUUCUCCAGGUUAUGAGAAUGAUGCUGUUCAAAAUGAAAACAGAAAUCGCUAUGAUGAGAAAGCUGCCUAUGACUCUGAUGAAGGACGAGCACGCUGGAGGUCUUCCCCCAGACGAGCAUCAAGAUCACCAUCUGGAUCUAGAUCUAGGUCUGCUGAUAUAUCGCCCAGGCGCAGCAGAUAGGUGGAACGCAAGAUGGGGAUUGCAAACCCUGUUGGGAUUCUUGCUGGUCAACAGGUAGAUGUAUAAGUGUUUUGAGUUUGUUCAUCAAGUGGUUUGGUUAGUUUGUAAUCAUCAACUUGGCCCAGCAAAAUCAUCUUUGUACUAACUACUAAGCAGAAGCUGACUGCUUGAACCACCCCCCCUGUGUCUUUGGUUAUUCAAGACAUGUGCAUGAAACAUAGAGCUUGCGGUCUGUUGUUGGGUUUGAAUGAUUUAGGUAUGAUGGUAAUGGAUCAUCAACCCUGUUGAAUGUUGGAAAAUUCUAUUUAACUCA
This is a messenger RNA of Diospyros lotus (date-plum), 1314 nucleotides long. Its product is annotated as serine/arginine-rich SC35-like splicing factor SCL30. The record is from RefSeq and is a predicted model, not a curated record. Lineage: Eukaryota; Viridiplantae; Streptophyta; Magnoliopsida; Ericales; Ebenaceae. The coding region runs from base 174 to 1001 and encodes 275 amino acids. Gene Ontology annotation, molecular function: RNA binding. The transcript has 9 exons.